AUGGAGGUUCUCUCGCCGCGAUCAGCAAAUAUCCCGAUGGCGCCUCCCAAAGCCACAAGGAAGCCCAAAGGAGACUCGAAACCAAAGCCCGACGUCAAACUUACCAACCCCGAUCGCAUCGACGACAGAUGGAGACCUCCGCCCUCAAUCACAGAACCGGGACCGUCGCCAGAAACAUAUCUGAUGGGAAAGAAGCUAGGCAAAGGAGGAUUUGCAGUUUGUUUCGAGGGGAAGUCAAAAACAACAUUCGAAGUAUUUGCUCUCAAAGUCGUCAAGGCAAAGGUUGAACAGAAGAAGAUGAUGGAAAAGUUUCGAACCGAGCUUCAGAUCCAUGCCAAAAUGCAUCAUCCAAAUAUUGUCGAAUUCCUUCGUGCCUUUACCAUCGACGAAUACACCUACGUCGUUCUUCAGAUGUGCCCCAAUGGGAGUCUGACGGAAAUGGUCAAAACCCGUUCCUGUCUCAGUCUGCCUGAAGUUCGUCGUUUCAUGAUUCAAAUCUGCGGAGGAGUCAAAUACAUGCACAAGCGAUCCGUCAUUCAUCGAGAUCUGAAGAUGGGCAAUAUUUUCCUGGACGCACGAAUGAAUAUCAAGAUUGGAGACUUUGGAUUGGCUGCGGUCAUGGCAGAUGAGCAUGAUCGUCGGACAACACUGUGUGGGACGCCAAAUUACAUCGCCCCUGAGAUUUUGAGCAAAUCAAGCAACCGUGGCCACGACAACAAGGUUGACACCUGGGCUGUUGGGGUGAUAUGCUAUGCCAUGCUCAUGGGCACUCCUCCCUUCCAGUCAAAGACUCAACAGGAGAUUUACACGAAACUGAGGACGCUAGAAUAUGAGUGGAGGAUUGAUAGCAAGAAUUAUAUUCCUCAACAGGCAAAGGAUUUUGUGGCUUCAUGUCUAAACCUCAACUCUGUUGAGAGACCAGAGAUGGACGAGCUUGUUGAACAUGACUUCUUCACCAUGGGAGCGGUCGCCGACGAAUUGGAGACUUCUUGUCUCAGAGCGAAUCCAACAUGGCUGGAAAAUGCUGACCCACGUGGAGACAAAGUACAAUCAGGCUACGGAAUCAGUCACAGCAGAAUAUGCCGCGAAUGUGGUAUUGGUAUCGGCUCCGAUGGCCGUCCCCGGGCUGGAGUUGGAACUGGUCUAAACAUCUCGACACUGGUCGAAAUUGAAGCUGAAAAUAGAGAAGGGUGUGCACCAGUUGUUCCCUUACCACCAGGGACUCUCUACAAGCAAUUCUCUGAUGCACACGUUGAAUGGACAGCACGGCAGAAGCAUCCACUGCUAUCUACACGCGUACGGAGUCGAAAGCCUAUUCCGGAACAACCAGAACCACUCUUUGUCUCUUCAAAAAUCACCAAGGCGGAGACAGAGGUAUUGCCAGUGAUGGCACCGAAGGCUCCUUUGCCGCCGGCAAGUUCCGCGUCUAGACCGUUUCAAAGCUUUGCAGCCCAACAAAGGCAACAAGCACUCCCUUCGGGAUCAGUCCGACGAGGGCCCGUUGGUCAAGAAGACAUUCCCAGGCCAAAACAGCAGGAAGUUGUCGAGCCUCCUCCUCAACCACUUUUGAGAGAACGGCCUAUAAGAGCUGCCACCAUCCGUACAACAAGAAGCACGACCGUGCGUGAUGCCGUUUCCCAGAUAUCUAGGACACUGCCGAGAUCGACGACUGCGCCUGAUGGGAUCAAUGAGAUUAGCAGACAAGAAUCAAGCCGGACCGGACAGGAGGGUCGAAGAAUCAAAAGCGGGAUCCCGACAGCCACCCCGAACCCUGAAAGCCAGCCAACGAGAAACAUCCCGCGAUCCGUCGGAGGAGCAGACAGUGCAACUGCCCGCCCAAAGUCUUCCUCUCCUACCUCGGAAGUAUCAGUGGACGACAUACCUCCUCACGUGCUACAACCUACCAGUGGAAACGAUAGGCAAGCAGUGUUGGGGAUGGCAGAGAAGCAGCGACCUGCCAACGCCGAACAGAGACAACGGGCGGAGUCAAGAGCAGAGUCCGCCCGCCCAACGUCCUUACCCAGACAUCAACCUAGAAUUAUCGCGAGGACAGACCGGGCUAUGUUGGUCCCCCAGUCUUCCAAUUCUCAUGUUCUCGGCUCUCUGCAGGACCUACACAAGGCUCUCGAUCCUCGAAGGUUUGAUGAGGCAGGAAGACGUCCAAGGUCAGCAUACGGCACCAGAGCAGUGCGGACUCGUUCCACAUACCCUCGGGUUGACAAAUGGGUAGACUAUUCCACCCGGCAUGGAAUAGCCUAUAUCCUCUCCAAUGGCACGGUUGGCAUGAUUCUGAAAUCAUCCGAAGACAACUCCUUGCCAAGUAGCUGUGUGGUGGUGCGCCACGCGAGCAGUCACACAAUCAGGCGCGCCAAGGGUCUCGAACAUCAAUUCGUACCCCAGGGUCCUGAUGCCGCGGAUGUUGAGUUCUAUGAACAAAGUGACUAUGAAAGGGGGAUGAAGCGCCUUGACGUCCCUGCCCAAAAAUUUCAGCUCGAUCUGGAAUCUCAUCCCAAUCAAGUCGCUGCGGCCCAUGCCAUACAGGUCCGCUUGGAGGGCAGUGAGGCGGAGCGGAUGAAGGAAGUCGCACUUUUGGACAAAUUUGGGAAAUAUAUGAACAAACAGGGAAGGCAUGACGACUCGACCAAUGCAAAGGCAGCGAGUAAGGGCGAGCAUUUUGUGCAUUUCUAUCAACGAGUGGGAAAUGUUGGUGUCUGGAGAUUCGCAGACGGCGGGUUGCAGUUCAACUUCCCAGACCACACCAAGAUCACCAUCCAUGGGCCGAUUGCGGAGAAAGAUGACGAGGAUGGCCAGUACCGAGUCAAUUGCGUGUAUCUCAUGCCAACUGACGCCAUUGGGCUGGCAAGCCACGGCGGACUAAGCGGGGAAGCAAUGGAACGCCGCGAUGAAUUGAGCUUGCCACUGGAAGAUAUCAUGGACAAUGCACUGCGCCGAUCGGAAAUGGAGAUUGUGCGCACCAACGAGAUCAAGGAGAAACUGUACUGGGCUCGAGCCGUCAUCGGAUGCUGGAUCAAGGAAGGCGGGCUGGGUAAGAUGGGAGAAGAGAGGCUGGGAUGGAGCGGGCUGCAAGAACGACGAGAUGACAAGAGGAUCAAGCUCCAGUGGGUGACGGUUGGGAGGUUUGGUGGUGACGGCGAAGGGCCUGGCAUGACCGAGGUUGGAAACAAGCAUUGA
Messenger RNA from Cladophialophora psammophila CBS 110553, 3192 nucleotides. RefSeq names its product PLK protein kinase. Gene Ontology annotation, cellular component: centrosome; cytoplasm; spindle pole body. Gene Ontology annotation, biological process: mitotic cell cycle; regulation of protein localization to mitotic spindle pole body; protein phosphorylation. Lineage: Eukaryota; Fungi; Ascomycota; Eurotiomycetes; Chaetothyriales; Herpotrichiellaceae. The coding region runs from base 1 to 3192 and encodes 1063 amino acids. The record is from RefSeq and is a predicted model, not a curated record. Gene Ontology annotation, molecular function: protein binding; ATP binding; protein kinase activity. The transcript has a single exon.